Protobothrops mucrosquamatus (brown spotted pit viper) is the source of this 1853-nucleotide messenger RNA. Its product is annotated as WD repeat and HMG-box DNA-binding protein 1-like. Gene Ontology annotation, molecular function: chromatin binding; protein binding. The transcript is spliced from 13 exons. Gene Ontology annotation, cellular component: nuclear replication fork. The record is from RefSeq and is a predicted model, not a curated record. Gene Ontology annotation, biological process: DNA-templated DNA replication; mitotic cell cycle; DNA repair. The annotation marks the transcript as partial. Lineage: Eukaryota; Metazoa; Chordata; Lepidosauria; Squamata; Viperidae.
GCAUCGGCUAGCUGUGAUGGAUCUGUCAGAGUGUGGAAAAUUUCAGAACAGAAUUGUGAGAUAAGCUGGCCGCUGCUGCAAAAAUGUAAUGAUGUGAUAAAUGCAAAAUCCCUAUGUAGACUGUCCUGGCAACCGAAAAUCGGAAAGCUGCUAGCCAUUCCAGUAGAAAAAAUAAUCAAAGUAUAUAGAAGAGAAACGUGGGAUCAUGAACUGGAUCUAUCAGAUAAUUUUAUCACACAGCCCCUAAAUAUUGUGGCCUGGUCUCCUUGUGGACAAUAUUUGGCAGCUGGAAGUAUCGGUGGCUAUAUAGUCAUUUGGAAAGUGGAAACACAAGAAUGCCUGGAAAGGGUGAAACACGAUAAAGGUUACACUGUCUGUGGUCUGGCAUGGCAUCCCAAAGGUGGCCAGCUUGCUUAUACAGAUACAGAAGGCAAUCUUGGACUACUUGAGAAUGUCUGUGAUAUAGAAAGGAAGAAAUCAAUACAUAAGGCACCUAAUGCUUCCAGCAAAAGCUAUGAUGACCUUUUUGAUGAGGAUGCCAAAGAGGACUUUCUGAAUAGGGAUUUCAGUGAGGAUGACUGGGGCUCUAAGGCAGCAACAAACGAUGAAGAUGAAGAUGACUUUAAGAUAAUGUCGGGACGUCCCAGAAACCGAGGCGCAAUAAUAGAAGAUGAUGAGAACUCCCUAGAUACUGGAUUGCUGAAAGCUAAUUCUGACCUCGAUAAGGAAGAUGAAGAGGAUGAUUUGGACAAUUUUGUUCCAGUUCAGCCGCUGCCAUCCGACCAGAGGCCACUCUACAGUGGGCCAUUGCCAACUCCUCGGCAAAAGCCAUUCCAGUCUGGUUCUACCCCAACACAUCUCACUCACCGCUUCAUGGUUAAUUUCAGAUUUAAAUUCAAGCUUCAUUGCAUUCAUUUCAAUUCCUGGGAUCCUAACAAGGAAUGGACUGUUGAUAUGCUGCAGGAUGAAGACAUUGAAGCUGUUUGUUUGGGCCAGGGCUGGGCUGCAUGUGCCACUAGUUCUCUUCUGCUUCGUGUGUUCACCAUUGGUGGAGUUCAGAAAGAGAUUUUCAGUUUUCCUGGACCUGUGGUGUCGAUGGCAGGACAUGGAGAGCAGCUGCUGGUGGUCUUUCACAAAGGCACUGGAUUUGAAGGGGAUCAGUGUCUUGGAAUUCAGCUUCUAGAACUUGGGAAAAAGAAAAGACAGAUUUUACAUGGUGAAUCACUUCCUCUUUCCAGGAAAUCCUAUUUAGCCUGGAUAGGAUUUUCAGCAGAAGGUACUCCCUGUUUUGUGGAUUCUGAGGGUAUUGUACGAAUGCUGAACAGAAAGCACGGUAAUAUUUGGACCCCAGUCUGUAAUACAAGAGAGCACUGUAAAGGGAAGUCAGACCACUACUGGAUUGUUGGCAUUCAUGAGAACCCUCAGCAGCUCAGAUGCAUUCUUUGUAAAGGAGCUCGUUUUCCAGCUACGCUUCCCCGUCCUGCGAUAAUAGUGCUGCCAUUUAAGCUCCCUUUUUGUCAAACUGCAACAGAUAAGGGUCAAAUGGAGGAGCAAUUCUGGCGCUCAGUCUUGUUCCACAACUAUGUAGAUUAUUUAUCUCAAAAUGGAUAUGAAUAUGAUGAAAGUGUGAAAGGCCAGGCAGUCCAAGAACAGCAGAAUCUCCUGAUGAAAAUGUUUGCAUUAUCUUGCACACUGGAACGUGAAUUUCGCUGCAUGGAGCUUGCUGAACUCAUGACACAAAAUGCCACGAGCUUAGCUAUCAAAUACGCCUCUCGCUCACGGAGGCUGAUUCUUGCCCAGAAGCUCAGUGAAUUUGCUGCGGAGAAGGUCUCAGAGCCGGCAUCUACUGAAGA